UACUCGAUCGAUCUUGCGUACGGUGCGGUAAUUUAAAGAAACUCGGAGAAGCGUCAAGGUAGAGCAAAUAUUUACAGAAGCUCUCGGUAUACCGUGUACAUUUUGCACUGUCAUUCAUUUCUCUUCUAACCACAUUUUCCUUGUACGCGUACAAUAUAGGUGUGUUACACACAAGAACAAAUUUCAGUUCCACUUCCGGUUUGACGCUGCCGUGUGGAACGAAAAUGAAGUGCUCCUAAUGAGCAGUUUUUAUGUGGCAUCGCGGUGAUCAGCAGAUUAUAUAUAACAUCCUUGUACCAAUUUGGCCAUAUUAUUUUCCUAACAUGGAAGAGCGACGAAGAUCGUUGUCGACGAUUAGCGGAGUGCACUUGAAGGACAGUUCAUCCAGCACGGCCCAACUGACCAGCCAAUGGAUACCGGAAAUCGAGAAAGCCAAAACCACGAGAUUUCUUGACAGGAUUUUACGCUUUAAUCUGCAUCGAUUCAUCAUUGCCUUAUAUCUGUUGGCAGUAGGGAUCGCAUUAUGCGUCAUUGUGUUCACGAACGAUCCCGAUCAUAAACUCCGCGACUUUUACGGGACCCACGACCUGAUCUCCGUCCCGCUGACCGGUCUGGUCAUUGCCGGCUUAUGGGUGAAAGUGUACAUCUGCGUGCGGCACAUGCGCAGCGCCAUCACUACCUACCGCACCGCCUUCGCCCAGGACCCCACCAUCGUCUUCACCGGGAUGAACGUGUCCCACUGCAAACGCACAUUAAUCAAAGUGGUGUGUACCGCCGUCAUCGGCGUCAAGAUCGCCUUCGUGAUCACCAUGUGCGUGUGCUUAAAGAAGGCCGUCACCCGGCUGCCGGGCACCUCGAUGGACACCACGGUGGUGGUGCUGUUCGCCUUGGUGGUGGCGGGCGCGGUGGCCACCUUACUGACCAUGAUCGAGGCGUCGUUUACCAUUAUCCUUCUCACGCGACCCCGACGUGUGCCCUUCGCCGGGCGGCUCUAUCCGCUAUUGAUCUACGAGAGCGCGAGUGAUGAGAAACCGGUUCUCCUGUCCUGAAUUUCCGGAUAGCGGUGCGCGACACGUGAGACGCGGAUGGUUGGCUGGAGCUGAAUGGAUAUUCGUAUAGCGGCGCUGAGAGAUUUUGUAAAGGAAAAAAGAAUGCACAUUCAGCAUAAAUCACCCACUCAUCGAUUUUCUCACCCUGUUUAUUGUAAUUCUUUCCCGUGUAUACUCUGUAACGGUAAUACCUGUCAUCAACGCACAGACAGCAUUUUUUCCGAGGAAGGUGACUGGAUGCUCGAAUUUCAUUUCCUUGAAAGCUUCAAGCAGUUGCAAUCAAGCGGAAGAUAAUGAUUUACUUUUAUACGGUUUUAAUCAAAGAAUUUUACGUCCUGAUUAAACGGCUCUGUUGUCGCGCUAAAAUAUUCUGGAAUUCUGAUAUUAAAGCAACACCUGACUGUACAAAAUGUGUGCGUACCAA
Messenger RNA from Paramacrobiotus metropolitanus, 1473 nucleotides. RefSeq lists its product as uncharacterized. The record is from RefSeq and is a predicted model, not a curated record. The coding region runs from base 252 to 1049 and encodes 265 amino acids. Lineage: Eukaryota; Metazoa; Tardigrada; Eutardigrada; Parachela; Macrobiotidae. The transcript has 2 exons.